Messenger RNA from Patiria miniata (bat star), 2110 nucleotides. RefSeq lists its product as uncharacterized. The transcript has 4 exons. The coding region runs from base 130 to 1233 and encodes 367 amino acids. Lineage: Eukaryota; Metazoa; Echinodermata; Asteroidea; Valvatida; Asterinidae. Gene Ontology annotation, molecular function: sequence-specific DNA binding. The record is from RefSeq and is a predicted model, not a curated record.
UUGCGUCCGCCAUUAUAAGGGGCCUUUGUGCAUCUACCCUGCAUACGUUGUUCGUAUUCAAGUUACAGUCGAUUCUAGUUAGGUAUUCACCUCAUCGACUUUAUUCAUAAUAACACUAACAACUGUAUCAUGGCUAGUGCAACGACGACGAAGAAGAAGCGAGAAGGCUCGGGGAAAAACUGUGCCGUGAUUGGGUGCAAAAACACCAGCAAGAGACUUCGAAAAUGGAAACUGGCGACGUGCGAGUUACACGCACCGGAAACACACGAGUAUUGUGUGUGCUUGCAGCCGUAUCAAAUGCACCGUUUUCCCGGUGGAUCGAGCGCCGAAGCCGUAGCGAAACGUCAGCAAUGGGUGAAAAAUAUUAACAGGUUGGACUUUAAACCUUCCAAAUAUAGUACGGUUUGUUCUCUUCAUUUCUUUGAGGGUAGACCGACGCCCAUUAACCCAAACCCAACUAUAAACUUGGGAUACAACAGCAAUGUACACUUUGAAGGGCACCAUUUUGAGCCACACCGAGUCGACGGUAAGAGAAAGUUGAAGUACAACGCAGUACCGCUUAUCUUCGGUGAAAAAGCUCAGCAAGUCACGCUGAGUGGAUUUAGACCAAUCCUACCCAUCCCUGUACCAAUGCCAGAACUCCUCCCAGCAAACACUGUACCUCAUGACCACGCCUACUCAGCCAGUGCCACGCCUCAACGGAUGCCUGUUGUCUUUCCAGGCUCAGAUUCUAAAGACUCCAAUCUCAAUGCAGAUGAGCAACUCCAUGCUGAUGAUAGCGACACUCAAGAAGACAUGGCAACAUCAGACUCCUUGACAGCUGACAGUACUUCAGACAACCUCACUAAGAUGAGAGAAAGGAUCAAGACAUACCAAGCCAAGAUACACCAACUGAGGAGGGAAAAGGGAACAAUACUCAAGAAGAAGAACAGACUAGAGAGCAGCAUGCUCAAGAUGUUCAGAAGCGAUCAGAUAGAGGCCUUGAGUCGAGGAGGCAUGCGAGGCAUCCAAUGGAGCAAGGAGACUAUGAACAUGGCACGCCGAUUAUGGCAAAUGUGUGGGUCUAACGGCUAUGAGUUCCUCUUACAGCAACACUACCCGCUGCCAUCUGUCCGUGCUCUACAACGUGCUCAGGAAGAACAAAGAGCCAGCCCUGAACUCGACGAAGUGGUUGGUACGAGUCGUGCAACGUUGCUACCUCAGGAAAUGUUUGGGAGUGGUUUCCACAACUAAAAGACUGGAAGACAUUGUAGAAUUGUUCAGUGUGCAUUACAUCAACAACAGCAUCUUAGGUGCUAUAUUAUAUAACAUUUGACAGACCCUUUCCAUUCAGCGGCCAUAUUGAGAUAUUUUUAUAAGAGGUCAACGCAGGCAUAUCAAUAUGGAACAAAAGUGCUCACCUCAAAGAUGGCUGCUGUGCAAAGAAUCUAUUCUGCAGAGUUGUACUGUCUUUGAGUCCUUAAAAAAAAUGUAGUUCUCAAAAUUCACUUGAUAGUCUAGUGGUGGUUGGAAUCAGAUGGGCAAACGUUUUCUCACAGCAUAGAGGCCACAUGCUAACAGUUGUAUAUCGACACUUUGUGAAAGCAAAACAGCGUUGUCUACUUUGUGAUAUACUCAUUACUUUCCAUUGUGUUCAUAUUUUUUGUGAAGUCUUGUCUACUAUACUAUUGAGUUGUUAUAAACUUUUAAAUAAUGUUAAAUUUAAUUUUCAUGAAGUAAGUAAACUCAACAUUUUAGAGAAAACUGGAAUCUCAUUGGAUGGUACUACCGGUGGAUACAAUGUGGAGGGGAUUUCACAACUCUACAUGGUGCAUUAGCAAUGACUGUAAGCCUUACAUUAUUAAUUAGGACACAAUAUGGCAUUGUCAGUUCGCAUAAUUUGGUGUCUGCGCGUAUUGUUAAUUGAGUCAAAUUUUUGCGUUUCUGUCACAUCUCGGUUCAAUUUUAAGGCUCAUGUUAUACUGUAUGGAAAGAAUCUUUGUUGAUCUGAACUGUAGCACAAAAACAGGUUAGUGUAUGUAAAGGGACAAUCAAGUGAAUUUUACACAGGAGCAUAUCCGUUCCUCUGAAGUGAAUCAAAACUAUGACACAUCCCUUUUUUGGUGAAAAA